This is a messenger RNA of Penicillium verhagenii, 2346 nucleotides long. RefSeq lists its product as uncharacterized. The transcript has 7 exons. The coding region runs from base 1 to 2346 and encodes 781 amino acids. The record is from RefSeq and is a predicted model, not a curated record. Gene Ontology annotation, cellular component: chromatin. Gene Ontology annotation, molecular function: DNA-binding transcription factor activity, RNA polymerase II-specific; zinc ion binding; RNA polymerase II cis-regulatory region sequence-specific DNA binding. Gene Ontology annotation, biological process: DNA-templated transcription; regulation of transcription by RNA polymerase II. Lineage: Eukaryota; Fungi; Ascomycota; Eurotiomycetes; Eurotiales; Aspergillaceae.
AUGUAUCAAACUACUACACAGUCACCAUAUGUCCAUCGCCGACGAAAGAAGACGUCGAAGGAAGAGCGCGUGUGUCCGGUCUGUAAACACCAGUUCAACAAAGCGGAGCAUCUGGCCCGUCAUGUCAGGUCUCACACAAAAGAGAAACCAUUCAGCUGUUCAAUCUGCGAAAAGGCCUUUGCUCGACAGGACACCCUUUUGCGACAUUCACGAUCUCAUUCCUCAAGAAGUAGGAAGUUUGACUCAACUGAACCUGAGCCCAUGUCUGGGGAAGAAUAUGGGACGGAGAUUGACCCCAGACUCAUGCCGGCCGCUUCCAUCACCCCCGCAGACCACACGUCAGUUGUGAUUGGACCGGAAUCUACUUCAAUGACCGGUGAUAUAAUGGCUCUAAUGUCUCCCCCAAACAGCACGUCUGUUGAUAAGCGAACUCCAAACAUGUGUGUUGAAGACAAUAUCACCUUUCCCACUCAUGUUGACUCCUUGACCUCACUGUUACCCCUUGAUGGGGACGUUUGGAAGGACCAAUCCUCUCCUCUUCCACCCCCAGUCUGGGAUUAUUUGCGAGAUAGCAGAGAUUGGGAUGCUUUACUCACGGGCGAGAACUUUGACUUGGAUGCGGUGAACAUGUCUCUUCUGUGUGCAACAUCAGACUAUCCGCUGCCGGCAGAUACAAUGCUCGACUUGAACGCCGGUCGGCCUUUAGAACCACCUGCCAAUUUUGACGCAGACUUGGUUGAAAGACCUACCAAUUUGGUUCAGGUGAAAUGGCAUACUUUCGCUCAGGUGAAAUCUUCUGGUCAAACGACUCCAGCUCUGCCAUCGGGAGGCAACACCUUCAUUGACGAAUCCUAUCGAAAACGGCUCGCAGAAGGUCUCCAGCAACGAGUGCAGCAUGGAAUUUUACCAUCCACCCCAUUUCUCGACUUAUGUAUUCAAGCAUACUUUUCCAAAUUUCACCCUCUGUUUCCUAUAGUGCACAUGCCAACUUUUCGACCGGGGAUUCAGAAUUCGAUCCUUCUUCUGUCCAUAUGUUCUGCAGGGAGUCUGGUGGUGGGCUCACCUCGUGCAAUAUCACAUGGAACCAGCAUGUUUGAAAGGCUGAACAAAGCUAUUCUAUCCUCAUGGGAUACGUACAUGGCAAAAUCAGGGGGCUCUUCUUUGGUUGCUCUCCAAGCAUGUACAUUGGGGCAGACAUUUGGUCUUUUGCUGGGUAGACCGAGGGACCUUGUCGGAAUUGAUGUAUUUCAUGGAACCCUUAUUGCAUGGGCGAGGAAAGCCAAGCUCUUUAAUUUGCCUCGUUUGGAAUAUAAUAUUCUCGAUGUCGACGGGCAAGCUCUAGAAGAUAUGUGGCUAUCGUGGGUUCAAGCAGAGGUUGGAAAGAGAAUUGCCCUCGGCCUACAUAUCCACGACGCCGAGCUUGCCAGACUUCAUAACCAUGACCCUUUUCUCCGCCACUCUCUGGAUCGGGUCCCUAAGCUCUCCUCAAAUGAACUAUUCACAGCACCCAGUGCAAAUCAUUGGAAAUCCCUAAUGUUAGAGGCCCAGACAAGGACUUCUCCCGCAGAAUCCUCCCAUCAAUAUCCACCCUCAUCAACAGCCCGCAAUAAAUCCCACAAUCACCUCCUUCAAACAACCUCACCAGACGACUUCGAACUAUGCGGCAUGCUGGAGUGCAUUAGUGCUCUCGCCUGCGAAGAGCGAGAAAAAAAUCGCGACUCUAGCUCUUUCGAACCCUCUCAAAGCCCAAGUUGCCACCACCUCCUCACGAAAUGGCACACUACUUACCAGCCCACCAUGGCCGGAAAGUCAAGCUGGUCGUACCUUAUGAUACUCUGGCACUCGGUAUUCAUGACGCUCCAUGCAGACUUCAAUGCGAUAGAGUGUGCCUUUGGCCGUGAAGGCUACGAGGCUGCACAGAGUCAUCUCCCCUAUGCGCGAACCUGGGUGCACUCCAUGGACGCGAAACGGUGCUUGCUACAUGCUAUGCUUAUCCAGAAAAACUUCGAAUCCCUUCCCGCUGGCGCAGAGCCGGCAUUCCAUGUUCCAAUGUGUUUGUAUUAUUGUGGGCUUGUCUGGUCGUGCUUUAUGUGCUUUGGGGGAGACCAAGACCCGGUUACUGUGGUCGCAGGCGACAAUUUACAGUUUGAUGAGUUGAGGUUGCAGGGCGUUGAUGGGAUUGGCGCUUUUUUGGAGCAGACUGGUGGUUUGCAGCCUUCUAAGCUGGCGAUGGGGUCUUUGUUUAGAGUUAUUGACUUGCUGCAACGGAUCAGUCAUUGGAAGAUAUCUCAGAGUCUGGCGUCGACUCUUUUGGCGCUUGUCGAGGAGACGCAGGAUUUGUUUUGA